Electrophorus electricus (electric eel) is the source of this 2656-nucleotide messenger RNA. RefSeq names its product DEAD-box helicase 19a (gene ddx19a). Lineage: Eukaryota; Metazoa; Chordata; Actinopteri; Gymnotiformes; Gymnotidae. The record is from RefSeq and is a predicted model, not a curated record. Gene Ontology annotation, molecular function: nucleic acid binding; ATP binding; RNA helicase activity.
UUGCUCCAUCAUUUUUAGCCGCAGCGUCCGAGCAUGACACCUGCCUGGACGGUGGUAGCCAGGGCGCUAGCCAAGCAGGCGGGCUAACUGCGCACUUGUUACAAACAAGCUCGAAAAAUACCUUGUUUAGGUUAGCCGUCUGUCUAGCUAGCGAAUACUUCCACAGAAAAGAAAAAAAAAGACAAAAGCAAACGAUAUGCUCAGCUGCAGCGGUUGCCUCUUAGCACCGUGGGAUUCAUGGGGAACUUUUUGGACGGUCCGGACCUCUAAUCGCAGCGAUGCGCAUUAGAAACAGACUGUUCGGUUCAAGAGCUGAGACGAAUGGAACAACAAAACCUGGAGAAGAUGGUGACAAAUUUGAUGAAGAAGAAAAAGAGGACAGGGCCACACAGUCACUGCUUAAUAAGUUGAUCAGGUGCAGUCUUGUCAACAACACGAACCAAGUGGAGGUUCUCCAGAGAGACCCGAAUUCUCCACUCUACUCAGUCAAGACAUUCGAAGAGCUGCGACUGAAACCUCAGCUCCUGCAAGGGGUCUAUGGAAUGGGCUUCAACAGACCCUCCAAAAUCCAAGAAAACGCAUUGCCUAUGAUGCUGGCAGAACCGCCCCAGAACCUGAUUGCCCAGUCCCAGUCUGGCACGGGUAAAACCGCCGCCUUCGUGCUGGCAAUGCUCAGCCAUGUCGACCCAGCAAACAAGUGGACCCAGUGCCUGUGUAUCUCUCCCACCUAUGAGCUUGCCGUGCAGACGGGCAAGGUCGUGGAGCAGAUGGGCAAGUUCUACCCUGAAGUAAAACUGGCAUACGCCAUUCGGGGCAACAGAAUGGAGAGGGGCAACAAGAUCCAGCAACAGGUAGUGAUUGGCACGCCCGGGACCGUGUUCGACUGGCUCCUCAAGCUCAAGCUGAUGGACCCCAAGAAGAUCCGCGUGUUCGUGCUGGACGAGGCCGACGUCAUGAUCGCCACGCAGGGCCAUCAGGACCAGAGCAUCCGCAUCCAAAGGAUACUGCCCAGGGACUGUCAGAUGCUGCUCUUCUCCGCCACCUUCGAAGACACUGUGUGGAAGUUCGCUGGGAGGAUCGUUCCUGAUCCCAACGUUAUCAAACUGAAGAGGGAGGAAGAGACCUUGGACACCAUAAAGCAGUAUUACGUGCUCUGCCACAAUAAAGAAGACAAGUUUUGUGCGCUCUGUAACAUCUACGGGGUGAUCACCAUUGCACAAGCCAUGAUCUUCUGCCAUACCAGAAAGAUAGCAGCCUGGCUGGCUGGGCAGAUGUCCAAAGAAGGCCACCAGGUGGCGCUCCUCAGUGGAGAAAUGACAGUUGAGCAAAGAGCAGCUGUCAUCCAGCGUUUCAGAGAAGGCAAGGAGAAAGUGCUGAUAACCACUAAUGUGUGCGCCCGAGGCAUUGACGUGGAGCAAGUUUCUGUGGUGAUCAACUUUGACCUGCCCCUGGACAAAGAAGGGAACCCUGACAACAAGACCUACCUUCACAGGAUCGGCAGGACAGGCCGUUUUGGCAAGCGAGGGCUGGCCAUCAACAUGGUGGACGGCGAGUACAGCAUGGGCGUUCUCAAAGCAAUCGAGAAGCACUUCAAUAAGAAAAUAGUGAAGCUGGAUACAGAUGAUCUUGAUGAAAUAGAAAAAAUUGCCAACUGAAGUGAUGAAGAGGCCCAGUUACACUCCACCACGGUUUAUAUAGUUGCCUCCUCAAACAACCAUCAGCAUCUUUUAAGGUUCUGUUUUUAUUUUGGAGUAAAUGUAUGUUUACAUCACAUGGAAUUAGGCUACCUAACCUUUAAACUUAACUGGUUACUUAACCAGAAAAGUUUUAAACUUGAUCACAAAUUUGGCCAAACAGACUUGAUUCUUAGCUGAUUAGUUGACAAGUUUAAGUUUUGUGUAUGGUUGACAUACCAUUUGUUUUCAUUAAUGGGUCAAUGAGUGUUGCAAUUGUAGUAUAUUGACCUUGCUCACUCAACUAGGCAUUUGGUGGUUGAGCAGUUCUUGUUGUUGGUUGUUUGUUUUGCUGGACUAGUUGAAUGUCACUGUAGCAAUGUUUUGUAAUGUGUUGCUCUGUGAAAUAAGAUUACCAGUUUGGUUUCGAACACUUAUGCCUGGAGUAACAUCCAUAAGAUGUCAUAAGUAGGGAAAUUAUAAACAAGAACAAGGAAAAAUGUGCCUGAAUUCCCUUUAAGGAAUAAAUUCUGAUGUGCUGCAGAGAUUUAAUCUCCUGGGAUGUCAAAAACAUGAAGACAAUUUAAAUAGAUGUGUUUAAGGCAUUUUUGCUGUUGUAAUUAAGAGCAAAUUAAGGUUUGAGUUCUAUUUUUUGUUUCUUAAGACAUUAGCACGCAUGGUCAUAAGCAAGAGGUCCAUCGCUUACACUGAAUAAAACAGUAUACAAAUGGCUUAGAAUUGCUAGAAAACAAUUCACAUUUGUGUGAUUUAUUAGAAGGAAAAGACUAAAUGUUUUGCUGUUAUGUUCUUUAUGCUACUUUUGAUUGUUUAAGAAUGCAGUGUUUUGGAUAUGAGUGAACUGACGACAGUAAUUAACAGUAACAUUAAUGGUAAUUUAAUUAACAGUAGCACUUUUUCCCUCAUCUGCUGCAUUUAUAAUUUUAAAACUCUUUAUUUAUAUGCAAUAAAAAAUCCAAACUAUC